Molecule: messenger RNA, 3762 nt
Organism: Fukomys damarensis (Damara mole-rat)
Lineage: Eukaryota; Metazoa; Chordata; Mammalia; Rodentia; Bathyergidae
Gene: Kit
Product: KIT proto-oncogene, receptor tyrosine kinase
Exons: 21
Coding region: 16-2937 (973 amino acids)
Biological process (GO): Fc receptor signaling pathway; positive regulation of receptor signaling pathway via JAK-STAT; positive regulation of MAP kinase activity
Cellular component (GO): signaling receptor complex
Molecular function (GO): cytokine binding; ATP binding; transmembrane receptor protein tyrosine kinase activity
Source: RefSeq, a predicted model, not a curated record
CAUAUCCAUGAGAGGAUGUCCGUCAACUGUGCUUUCCUCACAACUGGAAGAAGGACUGCUGGAGAGGGUUCUCCUCAGCCACCUGCAAGUCCAGGGGAGCCGUCUCCCCCGUCCAUCCUUCCUGCACAAUCAGAGUUAAUAGUCAGAGCUGGUGACCAGAUCAGGCUGACAUGCACUGAUCCGGCCUUUGUCAAAUGGACUUUCAAGACCCUGGGUGACGUGAGUGAGAAUAAGGACAGUGAAUGGAUCAGAGCAGAAGCUGAGGCUGCCCACACAGGCAAAUACACGUGCACCAACAGAGACGGCUUAAGCAGCUCCAUUUAUGUAUUUGUUAGAGAUCCUGCCAAGCUUUUCCUUAUUGGCGUUCCCUUGUUUGGGAAAGAAGACAAUGACACACUGGUCCGCUGUCCUCUGACAGACCCAGAGGUGACCGAUUAUUCCCUCAAGGAAUGCGAGGGGAGACCUCUCCCCAAGGACCUAAUGUUUGUCCCCGACCCCAGGGCUGGAAUCACCAUCAGAAACGUGAAGCGUGCUUACCAUCGACUCUGUUUGCGUUGCUCAGCCAGCCGGGAGGGCAAGUUGGUGCUGUCAGACAAAUUCAUCCUGAAAGUGAGGGCAGCCAUCAAAGCUACACCAGUUGUGUCUGUAUCCAAAGCCAGCUAUCUUCUGAGGGAAGGGGAAGAAUUUACAGUGACAUGCACAAUAAAGGACGUGUCCAGUUCUGUGGGCGCAAUGUGGAUAAAGGAGAACAGUCAGCUAACUGAAGAUCAGGUAAAACGUAAUAGCUGGCAUCAGGGUGACUUCAAUUAUGAACGUCUGGAAACACUGACUAUCAGCUCAACAAGAGUUAAUGAUUCUGGAGUGUUCAUGUGUUACGCCAAUAAUACUUUUGGAUCAGCAAAUGUCACAACAACCUUGAAAGUAGUAGAUAAAGGAUUCAUUAAGAUCUUCUCCAUGAUGAACACGACUGUAUUUGUAAAUGAUGGAGAAAAUGUAGAUUUGAUUGUUGAAUAUGAGGCAUACCCCAAACCUGAACACCAACAGUGGAUAUAUAUGAACAGGACCUCUAGCAACAAAUGGGAAGAUUACCCCAACUCUGAGAAUGAAAGUAACAUCAGAUAUGUCAGCAAGCUUCAUCUAACCCGGUUAAAAGCGACCGAAGGAGGCACUUACACUUUUUUUGUGUCCAACUCUGAUGUCAAUGCUUCCAUGACAUUUACUAUUUACGUGAACACAAAACCAGAAAUCCUGAUUUAUGACAGGCUCAUGAAUGGCAUGCUCCAGUGUGUGGCAGCGGGAUUCCCAGAGCCCACAAUAGAUUGGUAUUUUUGUUCAGGAAUGGAGCCAAGAUGUUCUAAUUCUGUACAGCCAGUAGAUGUCCAAAUCCAGAACUCCUCUUUGCCACCGUUUGGAAAACUCCUGGUUCAGAGCUCCAUAGAUUCUAGCAUGUUCCGGCACAAUGGCACGGUCGAGUGUAAGGCUUCCAACGAUGUGGGCAAGAUUUCUGCCUUUUUUAACUUUGCAUUUAAAGGUAACAAUAAAGAACAAACCCAUCCCCACACCCUGUUCACCCCUUUGUUGAUUGGUUUUGUGAUCACAGCUGGUAUGAUGUGCAUCAUUGUGAUGGUUCUCACCUACAAAUGCUUACAGAAACCCAUGUAUGAAGUGCAGUGGAAGGUUGUUGAGGAGAUAAAUGGAAACAAUUAUGUUUACAUAGACCCAACACAACUUCCUUAUGAUCACAAAUGGGAGUUUCCCAGAAAUAGGCUGAGUUUUGGGAAGACUUUGGGUGCUGGCGCCUUUGGGAAAGUUGUGGAAGCCACUGCAUAUGGCUUAAUUAAAUCAGAUGCAGCCAUGACCGUUGCUGUCAAGAUGCUGAAGCCGAGUGCCCACUUAACGGAACAAGAGGCCCUCAUGUCUGAACUCAAGAUUCUGAGUUACCUUGGGAAUCAUAUGAACAUCGUAAAUCUCCUGGGAGCCUGCACUGUUGGAGGGCCUACCCUGGUCAUUACGGAAUAUUGUUGCUAUGGUGAUCUUUUGAAUUUUUUGAGAAGAAAACAUGAUUCAUUUAUUUGCUCAAAGCAGGAAGAUCAUGCAGAAGCAGCACUGUAUAAGAACCUUCUGCAUUCAAAGGGGUCUUCCUGCAGUGACAGUACCAAUGAGUACAUGGACAUGAAGCCUGGCGUUUCUUAUGUUGUCCCAACCAAGGCAGACAAAAGGAGAUCGGCAAGAAUAGGCUCAUACAUAGAAAGAGAUGUGACUCCUGCCAUCAUGGAGGAUGAUGAGUUGGCCCUGGACCUGGAAGACUUGCUGAGCUUUUCUUACCAGGUGGCAAAGGGCAUGGCUUUCCUUGCCUCGAAGAACUGUAUUCACAGAGAUUUGGCAGCCAGAAAUAUCCUCCUUACUCAUGGUCGAAUCACAAAGAUUUGUGAUUUUGGUCUAGCCAGAGAUAUCAAGAAUGAUUCUAAUUAUGUGGUUAAAGGAAAUGCUCGACUGCCUGUGAAGUGGAUGGCACCGGAAAGCAUUUUCAACUGCGUGUAUACAUUUGAAAGUGAUGUCUGGUCCUAUGGGAUUUUUCUGUGGGAGCUCUUCUCUUUAGGAAGCAGCCCCUACCCUGGAAUACCAGUUGAUUCCAAGUUCUACAAGAUGAUCAAGGAAGGGUUCCGAAUGCUCAGCCCCGAGCGUGCACCUGCUGAAAUGUAUGACAUAAUGAAAACUUGCUGGGAUGCCGAUCCUCUAAAAAGGCCAACAUUCAAGCAGAUCGUCCAGCUCAUUGAGAAGCAGAUUUCUGAUAGCACCAAUCAUAUUUACUCCAACUUGGCCAAUUGCACCCCCAACCCAGAGAACCCCAUGGAGGUGGACCGUUCUGUGCGGGUCAAUUCAGUCGGCAGCAGCGCCUCCUCUACCCAGCCUCUCCUCGUGCAUAAAGAUGUCUGAGCAGGACGAGCAUGUGGGGUCUGCCCUUCAGGAGCAAUCCCCAUUCUUUUGGCUUCCACAAUGGUUCUUUUGUUUUCCUUCAACUUGCAUCCUGUGCCAGGGUAGUGGAUCCCCCACUGUAAUCCUGACUUGAUGAGCACACUUUAGUGGCUGAUGAUUUUCUUGUCAUCAGCCACCAACCCAUUGUAAAGGUUCGAACUGUAUAUAUUCCCAAAAGCAAAGUAGCUCCUACUAUCAACAAAAUAAGUUCUGGUUUAGAGAAAGAGGGUGGAAUGGGCUAGAUGCCCAGAUUUCUCUCUAAUGUUCCUCCAAUUCUGUUUGAAAAGUAUGGUUGCUUGUUUAUUUGAAUAAAUAAGAAGUACUCACAUUUGGUUUAAAGGAUCCAGGAUGAUGUGAAGAUGCAUCAGGAUUGGCAAUUGAAACCUAAGCCCUUUGUGUGGAAAAUGGAACAUUAUUAGAACAAAGGACACAAGUAUGAACAUCUGGGCUUAAGAAAUCUAGUAUUUCAUGCUGAGAAUGAGACCUAGGCCAAGAAAAAGUGCCCCUUGAACAUGAAUAAAGACACUGCUGUAGACCACUGCAUGAGCUUUUGUAUACCUGACCUGGUUUUUAAAUAGAAUUUGCUACCAGGGGUUGAAUUGGAGACAAGGCCUCCCUAGCCAGCAUCUGUAUAUACUCAUCUAUAGAUUGUGCGUAUUCAUACAUUGGAGGGGGGAGACCACAAGGUUUAUUUUCUGUGUACAACCCUGGCAUUAUGUCUGCUGUGUAUAGGAAUAGAUUGAGCCAUACAAGUUUGAAGGAAACAGUUAAUACUGUUUUUUUUUU